AAUUGCAUUAAAGAUGCAGCUAAAAGAGCUGCUUCCCUGGUUGUUGUUGUUGCCGGCGUUGCAAGCAGCCGUCUUGCCACUGGAUGUAUCACUUGGAUUACCUUUGGAGUCCGAGAAAUUUGGUUAUCUGGAGCUCAAACCAAAUGGCACUUUGAUCUUGAGUCAAGCAGACAAUCAAAGUGGCAGUCAACUGCAGAAUUUGUUGCUGUUGCGCAGUGUGUUGCAAGCCUUGAAGUUGCAACCAACAGUGGGUCAGGCCAAACUCAACAUCAAGAUCUAUGGGGAUGGUGUGGAGCAAAAGUUUCCGCCGAUAUUGGAGAAUGUUUUGCAGCGCAUUCAAACGUUCUUCUCCAUCUAUCGCUAUACGGACACGAGUCGCCCUGUGCGCCAGGAGAAACUCACCACAGAGCCGCCCAAGAAAUUGCAAACGAGCACCACUGAAAUCGUAGAGAAUCUAAAUGCUAAUGAUAACAUAGCUACAGUUCCGCCUUUACAUGAUGAUUACAUUACAGUGGGCGAAGAAGAUAAUGAAAUCAUAGCUACAGAUCCGCCGCUGCAGCAUGAUUACAUUACAGUGGGCGAAGAUGAGUGA
This is a messenger RNA of Drosophila innubila, 592 nucleotides long. RefSeq lists its product as uncharacterized. The record is from RefSeq and is a predicted model, not a curated record. The transcript has a single exon. The coding region runs from base 14 to 592 and encodes 192 amino acids. Lineage: Eukaryota; Metazoa; Arthropoda; Insecta; Diptera; Drosophilidae.